Messenger RNA from Penicillium vulpinum, 1044 nucleotides. RefSeq lists its product as uncharacterized. The record is from RefSeq and is a predicted model, not a curated record. Bases 1 to 1044 code for a protein of 347 amino acids. The transcript is spliced from 4 exons. Lineage: Eukaryota; Fungi; Ascomycota; Eurotiomycetes; Eurotiales; Aspergillaceae.
AUGCCUUUGGACACGAUAUAUCUGACUCGUCAUGGGCAUCGCCUUAACUGGACCAUUGACUUUCGCACGGGCAUCUACAACGCUCAAUUUCCCACGCCGACAGGAAACCCAGCAGACCCUGCGCUGACCUCGCACGGUGUUCAGCAGUCGCACGAGUUGGCUGAGCACAUUGCUGGCCCUGGAUUUCACCCGAAGCCAUUCCGCGUCUACUCGAGUCCGUUCUAUCGCUGCCUUCAAACCAUCCAGCCGUCGGUCGAAGAGCUCAAGAGACUCUUCGCUGAAUCUGAGAAGAGUCAGACUGAUGGUGAGAUUGGGUCAAUUGAUCGGCAUGCGGAAUUUGAUGUUCGAAUUGAGAAUGGGUUAGGAGAAUGGUUCGGCGCCACAGACUUCUUCGACCACCCGGCUCACCCAGCCCGCGAAAUAAUGUCCACCCACUUUCCAACCCUUCUCCCAGAAGCCGAUCAAAGCUACAAACCCCUACUCAUCCCCUCAAGACGCGGUGAGACAAUUCUACAGCUCCACAACCGCGUCGCAACAGCCCUGGAAGGCAUAAUCGCCGACAUCGAUGCAGAAGUCUCUGCCCUGGAAGCAGAGCUACCACCAGACCAAAGAACCAGCAAGUCCGUCCUGAUCUGCGCGCAUGCUGCGCCGCUCAUUGCCAUGGGACGGGCUCUUACAGGCCACAUGCCGGAUGAUAGUUCUGAAGAGGACUUUAAUGUUUUCACGGCGGGGUUGAGUACUUUUAAGAGGAGGGAGCCUUCUUCUACUGCUAGUGCUGGGCAGAGCAGUGACCAGGAAGAAAGUUCAAAUGAGAAACCGCUUGCUGAUGGUACGACAUUUAUCCGCGCGUCAGCGUCUCCGCCGCAGUGGAAGAACGGGCAGGGCGUUGGGGGUGGAUGGGAUUGUGUCGCCAACGGUGAUUGUAGCUUUUUGAGCGGUGGUGCCGAGCGUGGAUGGCACUUUAACGGCGAAGAAUCUUUCAAUACGGGCCCUAUGGCUCCACCUUCGGAGCCACCUGCAAUCGCAGGUGCCACAAAGUUGUAA